UUUAGGGGGCACUGGGGGUACAAUAUGAUGGCGUUGCGUCGACCGUUGACGAAUAUUCCUCGUGCUUUCGCGAAACUCCUAGAAUAGUCGUUCCCAUUCGUACUCCAGCAGCGACUGCUGGCCUGGCUGCGACUAUCUCUCCCGCCGCCUAUCGACCGCCGACUCCUUUUCUAAAUACUUUUGGGAUCACGCAGUGCGAGACGAGAGCUGUCUGGUGUUUUAGAGGCCGCUGGGUAUAUUUCCAACACGAACCUCAAAUGAGACAUUUAUACCAAGAUGUAUUGUUGGGGAUCAACUGCUAAUGGUGAACUAGGAGUAGGUGCUCCUGAAGUAGAACAACUAUGCCUUCCAACCUUUAUGGACUUUUCCAAGUCAUGGAACAUAAAGCAAGUUGCAUCAGGGUUAACUCACACCUUGUUCUUGACAGAAGAAGGCAUUGUCUAUUCAUGUGGAAAUAAUGAAUUGGGCCAGCUUGGACAUGAGAAAAUAACCAGAACACCAGAGAAAGUUGAUCACCUGGAAAAUUACACCAUAUCACAAGUGGCUGUUGGCGAUCAGUUUUCAAUGGCAGUAACAUCUUGGGGGCUGGUUUAUGCCUGGGGUGACAAUGGUUUCGGUCAGCUGGGAAUCAAUUCAACAGAACCAUUAACUAAUGUUCCCAAACUGGUGAAGAGCCUAGCAAAAGUCCAAGUUGUCCAGGUUGCAUGUGGAUCUAAUCAUACUUUGGCUCUAACUUCAGGUGGAGAGUUGUAUUCGUGGGGUCUCAACAGCUCAGGACAGCUUGGACUGAGUCAUCGGGAUAGUCCACAGAAUAUACCUACGCUAAUAAAGAGUUUGGUUGGAGCACCUGUUACAUACAUAGCAGCUGGAGGCCAGCACUCUGCUGCUGUUACUAGUGCUGGAUACGUUUUAACCUGGGGAUCAAAUAAGUACGGCCAACUUGGAUAUACACCAAAAUCAGAUCCAAAUUACAGUGACUCUCCUAUGGUGGUUCCUAACCUGGCGACCUACUCAGAACCUUUGUUAUAUAUAGCUCUAGGGGAGGGACAUACAGCUGUCAUUGACGCUCGAGGAAAGCUUUGGACAUUUGGAUAUGGAAGAUAUGGUCAACUAGGACAUGGAUCUUAUGAUGAUGGAUCGGUUCCCCGUACAGUUCUUGAUUUGGUUGGCUCAAAAGUCAGUCAAGUGGCAUGUGGUAGAGGUCAUACAAUAGUGUAUGUGCCAUCACAGGGUCAUGUUUAUGCAUUUGGUCAAGGAUUGUCAGGUCAACUUGGCAUCAAGACUCCAGGCAAUCGAAAUUUGCCACAAGUUGUGAUUGGCCCUUGGAGGUCUUCUAGAGGCAUUUCAUUGCUUGAAACAGAUGAAAAGGAAGAUGCGCCUGCAGUUUACCUACAGAAGAUUUAUGCUGGUGGAGAUUCCAGUUUAGCAAUAGUAACUAAGGGAUCUGGUAUGGCUGCUGAUUUUUGUGAAGAAAUGCCAGCUCAACUGCCUUUCUGCAUCGAUCAGUCAAAGAUUGAUAAGAUGUUAUCUAUAGGGGAAGAGGAUAUGAUUGAUGAUGAUCUCUUCACGUACAUGGAAACAGCUUUUGCUUCUCCUUCAUGUUGGAAUGCAUCGUUUUUAGAUAAAGAACCUAAUAAGCAUAGUCAUGGUUUGGAUUAUAGACUUGCAGAAGAUUAUAUAGCAAAACUUGGACGUUUACCACGAGAAUCGGUUUCUGAAGUGGUACAAAAUGGAGUUCUUCAUGUCGUAAAACAGCUCCCUCCCCGACCAAAAAGUUUUGACUGUCUGCGCAGUUACAUACUCUUGCCACUCUUCCAAAAAUUCUCAGAUGCACGACAUAUGUACAAGUUGCAGAUGCCAUUUGCAGAAUCUAUGCUCAGCCUUGAAGUCCAUAUGUCUAGCAUGCUCAGGAUGUGGAUGAUUGCUCUUCCAAGGGAUUACAUGAUGCGCCUUUUAGCUAUAUACAAAAAUAUUGUUAUUCAAGUUAUCAAAGAAGCAAAACAUUCCUCCACAGAGCUGGAUAGAAGGGUUUUGCUGUCAUCAUUAAAGAUCCUAGGGAUUCUACAUCAAGAGAACUUGAAACAUGGAUCAAAAGCUGCUAGAAUACCAUAUGAUGAAUUUUAUAUACCCGAGAUUGGUGAGAAGAUAGAUAUACGUAGGGACUACCUCAAUUGGAUCACCAUCAAAGCAAGGCCCUUUGCUAUGGUUGAUAAUACUAUAUCGUUCUGUGAAUAUCCAUUUUUGUUCGAUGCACAGGCCAAAACACUCCUGCUUCGUUGUGAUGCUACUCGUCAGAUGCAGGGUGCUAUACAGGAAGCCGUUAUUAACAGCAAUCCUAUGCUUUGGUUGUUGGAUCCUGCCCAGGUACAGUUCUUGAAUCUUAACAUACACCGUAAUAACAUUGUUGAAGAUACCAUCAAUCAGUUGCUUCAUCAUGGAGUUACUGAAUUUAAGAGACCAUUGAAAGUCCAUUUUAUUGGUGAAGAAGCAGAGGAUGCCGGUGGUGUACGCAAAGAGUUUUUCCUUCUCCUUCUCCGAGAAAUUCUCAACCCUGAUUUUGGGAUGUUCACACAAUAUCCAGAAAAAAAUACCAUAUGGUUCAAGGAAAGUUCUCUUGAGCAGGCAUCAACGUACGCUCUUAUUGGUAUUGUAUGUGGUCUUGCAAUAUACAAUUUUACCAUUAUCAACUUACCUUUUCCUUUGAUACUCUACAAAAAGUUACUAGGAGAGUCUGCAGUUCUUGAUGAUUUAGCAGACUUGGAUCCUUGCCUUACCAGGAGUCUUCAUCAAUUACUGGAGUAUGAUAAUGAUGAUGUGGAAGAAGUAUUUUGCUUGAAUUUCACUGUGACACAGGAUUACUUUGGAGAAACUAAAGUCAUACCCUUGAAGCCAGAUGGAGAAAAUAUAAAUGUAACUUCUCAAAAUAAGCAGGAGUAUGUGGACCUUCUUGUGGACUAUAAAUUAAACAAGGGCAUAGAAAGCCAGUAUCAGGCAUUCCACGAUGGAUUCUACAGAGUUUGUGGUGGGAUAGUUUUGAAAUUAUUUCACCCAAUGGAGUUGAUGGCUCUUGUCACUGGCAAUGAAAAUUAUGACUGGAAUGAGUUGGAGAAAAGUGCUGAAUACAAGGGAGAAUAUCAUGCUGAGCAUGCUGUCAUCAGAAUGUUUUGGGAAGUCUUUCAUGACUUUGCUUUGGACCAGAAAAAACAGUUCCUCCUGUUUUUGACUGGCACAGAUCGGGUACCAAUUUUAGGCAUGAAGGCUUUAAAAAUAACUGUUCAGUCAACGGCUGAUGAUGCAUACCUGCCUGUAGCCCAUACUUGUAUUGCUCAGCUAGACCUUCCAGUAUAUAACACCAAGGAAAAGCUGAGGUACAAACUCCUACAGGCCAUUCAGCAGAGUGAAGGCUUUGGUCUUGUAUAGUGUAAUUUGUGAUGGACUUCCUCAGUUCAAUAUAGAUAACUGUCAAGAAAGUGUCUUAUAUUUUGUAGGUUGGGCUACUGUUGUUACUUUUCAUAGAAUUUAUACACUAGUCAUAAAACAUUGUUUGAAUAUUUUAAUCAUUCUAAACUAACAUUUUAAAUAAAAUCUGAAGGAAUUUAUUGUGAAGCCCAGCAGUAGUGAAAUGAGUAAUUCAUGUACAUUUUUGGCAUGGUCAUGAUAGCACUGUGAAUCAGUUUUAUGAUGAGAAAUGUAACUUUGGUUUUGGAAUGUCAAUUAUUUCCAAAAAUUGAAUAUCAUUCCAUCUCUUAACUUUUAUAGUGUUUAUUUGUCCUGAGUAUGGAAACAUGUAAUUCAUAGAAUUGCUUUAGCAGUUUUUGAUACGUACUAGGUUAUAACAGCUAAUGAUCUUUUGAAUAUUUUUCAUUUAGAAAAGCGUUUUAUGCAAUCUUGAGAGCGUUUGCUAGAAGAAAGCAAAUUUAAUGUGCUUUUGCAAAUUGUCUUGAAUGUUAUUGUAAAAUUAUAAUGAAAUAUAGGUCUCCAAAAAAGCUUAAUUUCAUUUGAGAAAGUAUAUCAGUGAUUAUUUUCAUUGUUGGGGUAAUUUAUUUGCUUUAUUUUUUUCUUCUUUUAAAUGAAUUUUCAUUAGUAUAUCUUUGACCGUUAGUUUUAUUAUGCAUUAUACAGGAUUAAAAAUUAGAAUGGGCUUUAAAGGUUCUGCAUGAACCCAACAUACAAUUGACAAUGAUUAUCACUGAAAAUAUCAAUGAUGAUAUGCACUUCUUAUGGAACCAGUAAUUUGAGUAUCAAGCUCUAGAGGAAAGCCCUGUUAGAGUUUGAGUGUGACUUGGUGGUUUUGUUCAGCGGCUUUAUAACAAAAUAACAAGCUUCCAAUAGUGGAAUGGCUUAUUGUGAACAAUGUGGGAAAACUUUUCAGAAAAGAGUACAGAAAUAUAUGUAUUAUUAAAAUGGUCUUUGAGCACGGGAUUUUAUGGUGGCACUGCAGCUUCCUGGGUUGAAGUUAAGCAUUGUCUGUAGCACUGCCAGGGGUCGUUCGUACUCUCUAAUGAAGUUUAUAAAAACACUCGUGCGGUAAUAUGGCAGUAUCAAAACCUUAUGUUAGGUAAAUAUCAUCUAUUAGUUUUAAGUGUGUCUAACGUUUAUAAAAGGUUCCAGCAUAAUUCGAACAUCUUGAUGGAAUAAGAUCUGGAGUUAAUGGCAAUAAUUUCAUUGUCUCCAAUAGGAAUAAGGUCAUAACCAAAAACUGCUUUUGAUUAUACAAACAUUGUAAGAAGAUUUGUAAACCAUUAUUAAUCAUAAAUGUUUGUUAAUCUAUGCAAGUGUAUUGUGAUAGUGUGACUGUUAAAGCAAUAGUCAUGAGGUAAUGAUGUAUGAUAGUGUGUUAAUAACCUUUCACUGGUAUACUGUAUAUUGCUUGUACAUUUUUAGAAAAAAUUGAGAAUAUGUUCUCUUCAUUUU
Molecule: messenger RNA, 4914 nt
Organism: Macrobrachium nipponense
Lineage: Eukaryota; Metazoa; Arthropoda; Malacostraca; Decapoda; Palaemonidae
Gene: Herc4
Product: probable E3 ubiquitin-protein ligase HERC4
Exons: 22
Coding region: 277-3420 (1047 amino acids)
Biological process (GO): protein polyubiquitination
Molecular function (GO): ubiquitin protein ligase activity
Source: RefSeq, a predicted model, not a curated record